GACUUUCUUGUGUCAAAACGGUGUCGAGUUCUUUUCGUUUAAAGGUCUCUUGGGCGAAAGUUGUGUUUUUCUGUGCAUUUCACGUUUCGUGUCAAAAACUAUAGACUUAAAAAUGCGUUACGUGGCUGCAUACCUGUUGGCCGUUCUCGGUGGUCAAGAUAACCCCGCCAAUGCUGAUCUGGAGAAAAUUCUCAGCUCUGUGGGUAUUGAGGCCGAUGCCGAGCGUCUGACCCGUGUCAUCAAGGAGUUGAAGGGCAAGAGCAUAGACGAUCUGAUCAAGGAGGGUCGUGAGAAGCUAUCAUCGAUGCCCGUUGGUGGUAGUUGUGCUGCUGCUGCACCCGCAGCCGGUGCUCCAACGGCUGCUGCUGGUGGUGAUAAGAAGGAAGCCAAAAAAGAAGAGAAGAAGGAAGACUCUGAGUCUGAAGAUGACGAUAUGGGCUUCGCUCUCUUCGAAUAAGCCAACUUCUUUCAACAUUCGUUUGUACUGCGUAAAACAUUUACAACAGCAGAACUUAAGAACUGGGCAGCACAAUCAUCGACUGCUUACACAAUGCCA
Molecule: messenger RNA, 556 nt
Organism: Drosophila arizonae
Lineage: Eukaryota; Metazoa; Arthropoda; Insecta; Diptera; Drosophilidae
Gene: RpLP2
Product: ribosomal protein LP2
Biological process (GO): cytoplasmic translational elongation
Cellular component (GO): cytosolic large ribosomal subunit; ribosome
Molecular function (GO): structural constituent of ribosome
Source: RefSeq, a predicted model, not a curated record